Molecule: messenger RNA, 5983 nt
Organism: Asparagus officinalis (garden asparagus)
Lineage: Eukaryota; Viridiplantae; Streptophyta; Magnoliopsida; Asparagales; Asparagaceae
Product: protein CHROMATIN REMODELING 5-like
Exons: 32
Coding region: 419-5545 (1708 amino acids)
Biological process (GO): regulation of transcription by RNA polymerase II; nucleosome organization
Cellular component (GO): nucleus; chromatin
Molecular function (GO): DNA binding; chromatin binding; ATP-dependent chromatin remodeler activity
Source: RefSeq, a predicted model, not a curated record
AUCACCUCUUCUCUCUUUGUUUCUAAUCUCCCCCUUUGCCCCUUCAUCUCUCUCAGAUAACCUCUCCCAGCGGCGUCUGCCCGCGAAUCGAAGCCGAUCUUUUUCCUAUUCAGUCGACACGCCACCGUAACCCGAUACCGAUACGCCUCCUCUCUCUCAUCGACCCCUUCGAUUCCCUCUUUAAACCAUUAAAACUCUCAAAACAAAAAUCAUCGAAACGAAAUUAAAAACUAAUUUUUUGAAAGAUUUCCCAUUUCCCUCGCGAUCUUAGUGAUUUAACCCUCUGCCGCCGGCGCACGUUUGCUAACUUGCGCCGCCCUGCUGUUUGCGUUUGAAUUGGAGGUACGAUCUCGAUUCUGGAGCGAUCGCUUCUACUGAGCUUGAGCUUGAUCCUUUGAAGAUUACAUGACAUUGGACGAUGGCAUUCUUUAAGAACUUUGGGAAUGCAAUGGAUUCGGAAUAUGACUUGAAUGAGAAAGGAGGGGAUAACGAUGCUGAGGGCGACUAUAUUUCAACAGAGGACAACAGACAAAUGGACUUGAAUUUUGCGGAGAAUGGUGUUGAAAUGAAAGAGGAAGAUCAAUACCAGAGUGAGUUGGAGCCGUUGGAUGCUGGAGUGCAGCAGAAUGAUAUAUCCAGUGACAAUGGUAGACAAGGAAAGAGAACGGGCCCAUCUGGUACUUGGGGUUCAAAUUUUUGGAAGGAUUGUCAACCAAUGUGGGGGCCUAAAGACGAGGAAGUUGAUGGUACAAAGGAUGAAGAGGUGAUUACAGUUAAUUCCGAUGAUCAUUCUGAUGGGCAGAAGGAUAGCGAGCAGUUUCAGAGAGGGCAGGUUGACGUACCUGCAGAUGAGAUGCUGUCCGAUGAUUAUUAUGAGCAGGAUGGUGAAGAGCAGAGUGAUUCGAUACAUGGUCGAGGACUGAGCCUUCCUAGUAUCUCAGGCGCAAGAUUGCCACCCAGACCAGUACUUCUUACUAAGAAUGCAGCCAAGAAAUCAAAGGGUGCCAAGUAUGAUGAAUAUGAUGAUGAUGACGAAUAUGAGGAAAGUGACGAUGAAGAAGAAGAUGACCCAGACGAUGCUGAUUUUGAGCCAGACUUUGGUGAAACAGGCAAGAGCUCUAAGAAUAAGGCUAAAAUGUCAGAGAGUGAUGAUUUUGAUGAUGAAAAUGAUGAAGAAGAAGAUGAUGACCUUGAUCUCUCAGAUGAAGAAGGUAUUGAGUAUGGUGGUAAUCCACGACAAAGAAAGUCGCAAAAAGCUGGACGUAGACCAAAGUCAACAAAAGAUAGCAAGUCUUCUGUUCGUAGUCAACGAAAAAGAGGGAGAGCAUUUUCAGACGAGGAGGAAUCAUCUGAAAAGGACUCUGAACAGGACAGCGAUGAAGACUUCAGCCAGAAAUCCAGAAAAGCAUGGCAGUUACGUAAGAAGAGUGGCGGCCAAUCAGCAGGUUCUGUGAAUAUCAAUUCACAGAGUAGUGAGCUCCGUACAUCCGGUAGGGCCGUGAGGAAGGUAUCUUAUGUUGAAAGCGAAGAAAGUGAAAAAGAAGAUGAAGAGAGAACAACCAAGUCCCAGAAGCUUCUUCAAGAUGAUGCUGAUGAAGAGGACGCUGAUUCAAUCGAGAGGGUACUCUGGCACCAGCCAAAGGGCAUGGCUGAAGAUGCUAUAAGAAACAACAGAUCAGCGCAACCCAGUGUCUUAAGCACCAUGUCAGACUCUGAACCUGAAUGGGAUAAAGUUGAAUUCUAUAUAAAAUGGAAAGGCCAGUCAUAUUUACAUUGUCAAUGGAAACCAUUCUCUGAUCUCCAAAAUGUUACUGGCUUCAAGAAGGUUCUGAACUACAUAAAAAGAGCAAGCGAAGAGAGGAAAUACAAGGUUGCCUUGUCACGCGAGGAGGUUGAGGUUCAUGAUGUCAGCAAAGAAAUGGAGUUAGAUCUCCUCAAGCAAUACAGUCAGGUUGAAAGAAUAUUUGCGGACAGGAUCAGCAAAACUAGCGGCGAUGAUGUAAUACCAGAGUAUUUAGUUAAGUGGCAAGGUCUCUCAUAUGCUGAAGCAACCUGGGAAAAGGAUACAGAUAUUGCAUUUGCACAGGAUGCCAUAGAUGAAUACAAGGCUCGUGAAGAAGCCAUGACUGUGCAAGGAAAGAUGGUUGAUUUUCAAAGGAAGAAAAGCAAAGCUAGCCUGCGAAAGCUUGAUGAACAACCUGCAUGGUUGAAAGGCGGUAAACUUCGUGAUUAUCAGCUUGAGGGCUUGAAUUUUCUUGUUAACAGUUGGAGGAAUGAUACAAAUGUCAUUCUGGCUGAUGAAAUGGGUCUAGGUAAAACUGUUCAGUCAGUUUCCAUGUUAGGUUUCUUGCAGAAUUCUCAACAAAUUCAUGGGCCUUUCCUUGUUGUUGUACCUCUUUCAACCUUGUCAAAUUGGGCAAAAGAAUUCAGGAAAUGGCUCCCUGAAAUGAAUAUAGUCGUGUAUGUUGGCAAUCGUGCCAGUAGAGAGGUGUGUCAACAGUACGAGUUUUACACGAACAAGAGUACUGGAAGAUUGAUAAAAUUCAAUGCAUUGUUAACUACAUAUGAAGUCAUACUGAAGGACAAAGCUAUCCUCUCUAAGAUUAAAUGGAAUUAUCUCAUGGUUGAUGAGGCCCACAGACUGAAGAACAGUGAAGCAUCUUUGUAUAUUGCUCUCUCGGAAUUUAACACAAAAAAUAAGCUUCUUAUUACCGGUACUCCAUUGCAGAAUAGCGUCGAAGAGCUAUGGGCCCUUCUUCACUUCCUUGACCCUGUCAAGUUCAAUAGUAAGGAUGUUUUUGUUGAGAACUAUAAGAACCUUAGUUCUUUCAACGAAAUUGAGCUGGCUAAUCUUCAUAAGGAGCUGAGGCCACACAUUCUCAGAAGAGUUAUCAAGGAUGUGGAGAAGUCCUUGCCUCCAAAAAUUGAGCGCAUACUUAGGGUGGAAAUGACUCCUCUUCAGAAACAGUAUUACAAGUGGAUUUUGGAGAGGAAUUUUCACAACCUGAAUAAAGGAGUUCGUGGAAAUCAGGUUUCACUCUUGAACAUUGUUGUUGAGUUGAAGAAAUGCUGCAAUCAUCCAUUUUUAUUUGAAAGCGCGGAUCAUGGUUAUGGUGGAGAUACCAGCACUAGUGACAGCAGUAAAGUCGAGCGCAUAGUUUUGAGUAGUGGGAAGCUUGUAAUACUUGAUAAACUAUUGAUAAGGUUGCGGCAGACCAAUCAUCGAGUGUUAAUAUUCUCUCAGAUGGUGCGGAUGUUGGAUAUUCUAGCAGAGUAUUUAUCACUUAGAGGAUUCCAGUUUCAGAGAUUGGAUGGCAGUACAAGGGCUGAUCUUCGUCACCAGGCAAUGGAGCAUUUUAAUGCACCAGGAAGUGAUGAUUUUUGCUUCCUCCUUUCCACACGUGCAGGUGGACUAGGAAUUAACCUUGCUACUGCAGAUACUGUCAUAAUUUUCGACUCAGAUUGGAAUCCACAGAAUGAUUUGCAGGCGAUGAGUAGAGCUCACAGGAUUGGACAACAAGAUGUUGUAAACAUCUAUCGGUUUGUCACUAGUAAAAGUGUUGAGGAGGAUAUAUUAGAGCGUGCAAAGAAAAAAAUGGUUCUAGAUCACCUGGUGAUUCAGAAACUAAAUGCAGAGGGAAGACUGGAAAAGAAAGAAUCGAAAAAGGGUACUUCUAUGUUUGACAAGAAUGAGCUUUCUGCAAUACUGAAAUUUGGAGCAGAGGAGUUGUUCAAGGAGGACAAGAAUGAUGAAGAGAGCAAAAAGAGACUUGAAAGCAUGGAUAUAGAUGAAAUUCUUGAGAGAGCUGAGAAAAUUGAAUCCAAAGAGGCGGAUGAGGAGCCUGGAAGUGAACUGCUUAGUGCUUUCAAGGUUGCAAAUUUUGGCAGUGCUGAAGAUGAUGGAACAUUCUGGAGUCGAUUGAUACAGACAGAAGCUAUAGAUCAAGCUAAUGAAGCACUCGCUCCUCGUGCUGCAAGGAAUACUAAAAGUUAUGCCGAAACUAGCCAGCCUGAGACGAGUAAUAAACGUAAAAGAAGGGGUCUAGAUGCACCAGAGAGAGCUCAAAGGCGCUCAGGCAAAGGUUCUGAUUCUGGGGCCCACUCGUUGCCCAUGAUUGAGGGGGCAUUUGCUCAAGUUAGGGGCUGGUCCUUUGGAAAUUUAACAAAGAAAGAUGCUUCUCAUUUUGUUCGAGCAGUCAAGAGGUUUGGGAACCAGAGCCAGAUUAGUUUAAUAGUGGCUGAGGUUGGUGGUGUAAUUGAAACUGCUCCUCAUGAAGCGCAAACUGAGCUAUUUGAUAUGUUGAUUGAUGGCUGUCGAGAAGCAGUUAGAGAGGGAAAUAUGGAUUUCAAGGGAACUCUGUUGGAUUUCUUUGGAGUACCUGUAAAAGCAUAUGAAAUCCUAAAUCGUGUAGAAGAGCUUCAAAUGUUAGCAAAACGCAUUAAACGCUACGAAGAUCCUGUUUCCCAGUUUAGAUUGACCACUCAACAUAAGAGUCCACAGUGGUCUAAGAGUUGUGGCUGGAAUCAAGUUGACGAUGCGAGGUUGCUUCUGGGAAUACAUUAUCAUGGAUUUGGAAAUUGGGAAAAGAUAAGAUUGGACCCUAGGCUUGGUCUUGCAAGGAAGAUUGCCCCUGUGACUCUUGGGGAUCGGGAGACAUUCUUGCCUCGUGCUCCAAACUUAGAUAAUCGUGCUAGUGCUUUGUUGCAGAAGGAGUUUGCAAAUGUCAAUGGCAAACUCACGAAAGGUAAAGGAUCUCGUAAAAAUGUGAAUGUUGAAGCAGAAAAAUUGGCAGUAUCAAACGGUCGAUCAAAAGAUGUGAAAUUGAAUUCUCGGAUAAAGAAAGAGUCCCUUCAGAAACAUCAGUGUGUGGAGCCUCGUGUCAAAGAGGAAGGUGAAAUAUCCGAAUCCGAGCAAGAAAACUAUGAGCAAUACAAGGAAGAAAAGUGGAUGGAAUGGUGUGCAGAUGUCAUGGAGGAGGAACAGAUGACACUGACACGACUAGAAAGGUUGCAAACUACCAGUUUAGAGCUUCCGAAAGAAAAGGUACUUGCUAGAAUUCGUAAAUAUCUGCAGCAACUUGGGAAAAAGAUAGAUGACAUAGUUCAACAACAUGAGGCAUCAUGCAAUCAAUUUAAACAGUCCAGAAUGACAAUGAGAUUAUGGAAUUACGUGUCAACAUUUUCUAAUUUGACGGGGGAAAGGCUUUAUGAGAUAUAUUCAAAACUCAGAGAGGAAAAAGGUGGAGGUGGAGUUGGUCCUUCCCAUUUUAAUAGUUCUGGCCCAGGUGAAAAAGGUGGAGGUGGAGUUGGUCCUUCCCAUUUUAAUAGUUCUGGCCCAGAAGCAUGGAAACGCCGAAGAAGACAAGGUACAGGUAACCAAUUCCAGAAGCAUCUGCCUUAUCCACAGGCACCAGUUGGCAACGGGACCCGGUUGCCUGAACCAGACAACUCAGCAGGGAUCCUCGGUUGGGGCCCACCUGAACUUAGACGAUUUGGGAAUGAUAGGCCAAAGAUAUCAAAUCCUGGUCGGUUCCCUCCUAGAUAGGGUCAAGCACUGGUCUUAGCUCAGAUAGUUAUCCUUGUACCAAAAACUGCGAGAUUGAUGCAUUCACAAAUUGAAUGCUACAUCACCAAUUUCACGAGUUAAAAAAAAUUCUUUUCUCGAGGAAAAUAAAGUUUUGAUGAUCCCUUUUUUUGGAUCUGCUUAACGAAAUUGUGGCUACAGAAGAGUGACUUGUGUGGUGGAACUCUCGCGACUUAACGAUCAUCAACCAUUCAAACUUGUAAGCAUCUGGAAGAGGCUGACAUUGCAGUGAGUGCAAAAAUUUUGGCGGGGAAUUAGUGUGCAUAAACUAGCUGAGAGAAUUAUACUGUUGGAGAUAUCCAAGAAAGCUUCCUUUACUUUGCAAAUUGUAUCCAUACGGUUGCUAAUUGUACGCAUAACGGAAUAGUUGAACAGUUAUAUAACAUUAUUCUUUUUGUA